AUGGAUCCAGAGCAGACGUUUAUACGGGUUCAAGAGCGAUUCUCAGAGAUGCUGACGCCCAAAAUCAGAGUCACGCUUGAGUAUUUUUUUCUUUUCUUGGCCAUCACCCUCUUCUGUAUUCUCGUUGUUAUGCACGCCAAUUAUGUUCAGCAGCCUGGUUGUUCAAGUGAGCUUUCUGAAGUGGAGAUGUCUGAGGCCCAGCUGAUUCAGAUUAAGAUUACUAGUGCUGGUUUGUGGUCACAAAAUGAGCCCCAGUAUGAUGCAACAGAUGCUCAUAAAAGAGAAACUGAAAAUGCAAUUUCAAAGGCAACAAAUGUGGAUGGAGAUGGAUUACCUCUUUUUGGGAAAAAAUCGUGGUUGACUUGGAUAUCUUCUGGUGCAAGGAGGGCGAAAUCUCCAUUAAAAUUCUCGAGCGCUGACAACGAUGUUCUGGAAUCUCAAGAAGAUGUUUGUGUCAGUAGUGAAAGCUUUAAGCCAGCAGCUGAUGACGUGGUGGUGAAAACCAAUAAAGAUGGAUCACGUGGCAGGUUCUUUAUCUCACCCAAAGAGUCACUCAAGGCAGCAAUAGUUCAUGUUUUUAGAAAGUGGCAUGGGCGUAUAUCUUUCUUUUGGAGAUUGGCAAAACGAAUUCUUGGUGGUUUAUGGGAUAUUGCUGGUAUUAAUUUGAAUUUUGAUAUUCCCAAGUGGCUUAAAAUUUUGCAUUUGGACAGGCUGAACUCCUAUGCAGUGCAGUGGCUUGAAAAGAGAAGCAAGGCAUUUGAACCAGCUUACUUGUAUACAAUGGAGAAGGGCUAUUUCUUAUUGCCUGAAGAGGCCAGAUCAAGGCAUAACAUCCAUUCCAUUAAUAUUAGCAUCUCAGCCCGACAUACUUGCUUCGGCAACAGGUGGCAGCAGCUGCUGAUAAACAGGCUCGUAGGAUAUGAUACUAUUCUGAUGAAUAGUUUGUUGAAUUCUCCUGGUCAAGGUUAUCUUUAUAACUACCAAACAAAGGAUUUCUACAAUCUUACUUAUGCUCAAGAGCAACCUGAAAGUUAUGCAAAAUUUGGAGACUAUCUUGUGACCAAGUGUGGUGUGUUGAUGAUGUCACUUUUUGUUUUCUUCACAACCACCAUGUCAGUUUCAUUUACAUUGAGAGAGACGCAAACUCGUAUGCUAAAGUUUACAGUGCAGCUCCAGCAUCAUGCUCGACAUAGGCUUCCAACAUUUCAAUUGAUCUUUGUGCAUGUAAUCGAGUCCCUUGUAUUUGUACCGAUUAUGAUUGGCAUCCUGUUUUUCCUCUUCGAGUUUUAUGAUGACCAGUUAUUGGCUUUCAUGGUUUUAAUUCUUGUCUGGCUCUGCGAGUUGUUCACACUCAUCAGUGUUCGCACUCCAAUAUCUAUGAAGUUCUUUCCCCGCUUCUUUCUUCUCUACUUUCUGGUGUUUCACAUAUAUUUCUUUUCGUAUACUCAGGGUUUUUCUUAUUUAGCUCUCUCGACGACUGCAGCAUUUAUGCAGCACCUUAUCCUCUAUUUUUGGAACCGUUUCGAGGUUCCAGCUCUGCAGAGGUUUAUGCAAAGUCGACGGUCACAUUUUCCGCAACAUCCCGACUUUCAUAUUACCUCAUCAACUAUUCUCGCCUCAACAUUACACAUUACAAGAUUAAAUACGAGAAACACUGGGCUUCUUAACACAGAUUUGGCUUCUGGACCUGUACUUCAAACCGGAACCAAUACAGGAAUGCCAAGAAAUGGUGCAACUGCAUUCCCUGGUCCUCAAGAACCACCUAAUAACGACAAUCCAGAGAGGUUAGGGAAUCCUCUUGAAAUUGGGGGACAGCCUGCCCUCCGUCAGCCAGAGGGUGGAGGCAAUCCCGGGGCUAUGAACUCAUUUAGUUCCCUGUUACUAUGGAUCCUGGGGGGAGCUUCUUCAGAAAAUAAACUGAAAAGCGAUUUGGAUGAAAAGAAGGAACAUGGGUUCACCUAUUGA
Molecule: messenger RNA, 1965 nt
Organism: Fraxinus pennsylvanica
Lineage: Eukaryota; Viridiplantae; Streptophyta; Magnoliopsida; Lamiales; Oleaceae
Source: the annotation of a GenBank genome assembly